This is a messenger RNA of Jaculus jaculus (lesser Egyptian jerboa), 2364 nucleotides long. Its product is annotated as KIAA0930 ortholog. NCBI's taxonomy places the organism in Eukaryota, Metazoa, Chordata, Mammalia, Rodentia, Dipodidae. The transcript has 10 exons. The coding region runs from base 28 to 1248 and encodes 406 amino acids. The record is from RefSeq and is a predicted model, not a curated record.
GAGGCCGAAGAGCGCUCGCUGCAGCACAUGCUGCGCGCCAUAGCGGAGGAGCGCGGCCGCCUGAGCCUGCGCCGCGAGGUCUGCGGCCUCGGCUGCUUCAAGGACGACCGCGUGGUGUUCUGGACGUGGAUGUUCUCCGCGUACUUCAUGGAGAGGAGGGCUCCGCGGCAGGACGACCUGCUUUUCUACGUGCGGCGGGGACCGGCCUGCGGGGGCUGCGAGCGCACCGUUGACGGCAGGAAGGUGCCGGAGGCCGAGCCUGAGGUGGAGGUGGAGGUGUAUCGGCGGGACUCCAAGAAGCUGCCGGGCCUGGGAGACCCGGACAUUGACUGGGAAGAGAGCGUCUGCCUAAACCUCAUCCUGCAGAAGCUGGACUACAUGGUGACCUGUGCAGUGUGCACGCGUGCCGAUGGAGGGGACAUCCACAUCCACAGGAAGAAGUCCCAGCAAGUGUUUGCAUCCCCCAGCAAACACCCCAUGGACAGCAAAGGGGAAGAGUCCAAGAUGAGCUAUCCCAACAUCUUCUUCAUGAUCGACAGCUUUGAGGAGGUGUUUAGUGACAUGACUGUGGGGGAAGGAGAGAUGGUCUGCGUAGAGCUGGUGGCCAGCGACAAAACCAACACGUUCCAGGGUGUCAUCUUCCAGGGCUCCAUCCGCUACGAGGCGCUCAAGAAGGUGUAUGACAACCGCGUGAGUGUGGCUGCUCGCAUGGCUCAGAAGAUGUCAUUUGGUUUCUACAAGUACAACAACAUGGAAUUUGUGCGCAUGAAGGGUCCCCAGGGCAAGGGCCAUGCUGAGAUGGCAGUGAGCCGUGUGUCCACAGGUGACACAUCCCCCUGUGGCACUGAAGAGGAUUCCAGCCCAGCUUCCCCCAUGCACGAGCGGGUGACCUCCUUCAGCACCCCUCCCACCCCGGAGCGGAAUAACCGGCCAGCCUUCUUCUCCCCGUCCCUCAAGAGGAAGGUGCCUCGAAACCGCAUCGCAGAAAUGAAGAAAUCCCACUCAGCCAACGACAGUGAAGAGUUCUUCCGGGAGGAAGACGGAGGAGCCGACCUGCACAAUGCUACCAAUCUACGGUCUCGAUCCCUGUCUGGCACGGGACGGUCCCUGGUCGGGUCCUGGCUGAAGCUGAACCGAACCGAUGGCAACUUCCUUCUCUAUGCACACUUGACCUAUGUCACCUUGCCGCUGCACCGGAUCUUGACAGACAUCCUGGAAGUGCGGCAGAAGCCCAUCCUGAUGACCUAGUGUGCGUGGAGCCCGCACGGAGCCCCGGCCCUGCCUGGCCCUGGGAGUGCUGCCAAGUGCCUACCUGUCACCGCCAUCGCCACGGGGUCUUCUAUGACAAGCCAGCGCCGGAGCCACAGCCAGGCGGGGCCACUGGACUCCCUGGGCCAGGGCCAACUCCAUGAACACCAGCCCAAACUGAAGUGCCUCGUCUUCCUCCCUUGCUGGCUCUGCCCCCAUGCUGUGCCCUUGCCCGGCCCCUCCACCCAUCCUGGAGAACCCUCUGCACCCCAAAUUGGCCACAGAGCACGAGGAGUCGCCAGCUUCCAGAAUGUGCCCAGCUGCUGUCUGACCAGCAGGGAAAAGGCACCUGCUGGGGCCCUCAGCCAGUCCACCUGUCCACACUCCUUCCUCAAAAUCAGUUGACGAUUUUGUACUGCAGUACUGGUGAAUUUCAGUGCCGAAGUCAGUUCCAAUUUGUCUGUCUUUAGUCACCACUUUGACACAGCGGGUUCCGGCCAGGAGAAUGUGAGCUGCUUGGCAGCUUCCUGGGCUGGAAAUACCUCCCCCAUGCCAGUUCCUGACCGGCCUCGACCUCGUGCUGAGCAGGCCCUGAUCCCCCAGAAUGGCCUUUGCUUCCAGCCAAAGAACACCACCACACACGCCUCCACCGGGGACACCUCGCACUGGCCUGGCUGGAGGGUUCUGAGGGCAGGUGGGAGGGCACUUCUGCUGCUGAGGGGUGUCUGAUGGGGACUGGCCAGAAUGUUCUAGGCAGAGCCAUGCUGGCGUGGAGUUGGCACCACUUCUCUGCCCUGGUUUCCUGGAGCCUGUUCUCUUUGGCUAGUGUGCUGGUCCUGUCUCUGACCAGCUCCCUAGGCAGAGGAGUGGGCACUGCACCGGGGGUUAUGAACAGCCCGAGGGCAGCACACUGUGCUUUUGUGAGCUGAGGCCUUCCCUGCCCACCUGGCAUUAACUGGAAGCUGGGCCUUCUUUUUCUUUUGGGUUUGACAUCCUGGAAGACUUGGGCAGGAGCACAUCUCCAUCUGGCUCCAUUCUGUGGGCUCUGGGCUUGGGGACUUUGGGGUUUUCUCCAGAUUUUGUAUGUUGUUAUUAAAAGCGAGCUAUUGCAUUUCA